Messenger RNA from Hirsutella rhossiliensis, 2595 nucleotides. RefSeq names its product TEA/ATTS domain family domain-containing protein. Gene Ontology annotation, molecular function: DNA-binding transcription factor activity, RNA polymerase II-specific; RNA polymerase II cis-regulatory region sequence-specific DNA binding. Bases 1 to 2595 code for a protein of 864 amino acids. The transcript has 3 exons. Gene Ontology annotation, biological process: regulation of transcription by RNA polymerase II. The record is from RefSeq and is a predicted model, not a curated record. Gene Ontology annotation, cellular component: transcription regulator complex. NCBI's taxonomy places the organism in Eukaryota, Fungi, Ascomycota, Sordariomycetes, Hypocreales, Ophiocordycipitaceae.
AUGUCCUCUUCGCUCUACCAGGCCAGGCCCGUCGUCUCGACGCAGAGAUAUUCGGAGUCUCCCGAUUACGUUGACGCUCGCCGGAGCGGCACCAUCCAGGCCGCCAGGCUGCCGCUGCGAGAGUCCACUGGCAAUGCCCAGUCGCACAACUUCAAUGGCAUAGUCUCGUGCUACCAGAGUCCGGUGGCGCUCUCGCCGUCGAUGCAGCCCAACAUUCCCGCCCCCAUGGUCCCAUCGCAGUCCUUUGACUGCCUCUAUCGCGUCCCAACGCCCCGGCAGCAGCCUCGCUAUCAACGGAGGCCCAGAAACGCCAUCAACCCCCUCUACUUCUGGCCCGCCUUCCGACAGUACCGCAACCGCCAGGCCCACAAAGAUACCCAAAAGGACAAAGGAGGCGUCUGGCGCCGCCCCGAGCUCGAAGAUGCCUUCGUUGACUCCGUCUUGCUCAUGCCGCACAUGGGCCGACGCAAGUUCUCCAUGGGGGGCAAGCUCCAUGGCCGCAACAUGCUCAUCAGCGAGUACAUCUUUGUCAUUUGCGUCGCCCUGCUCGGCAGCAAAGAGAUCUUUAGGAUCGACAACAGCAACGAGAGCAUCGAGCAGAUGGGGCGCAAACAGGUUUCCAGCCACAUGCAGGUCGUCAAGAAGUUCUUUGAAGACCUUCGAUGCUUCCAUUUCCUGUUUCCGUCUGAGGAGAAAAAGGAGCCUGGCUCCACAAACUCGGACGACUAUUACGACGAGGAGGAGCAGGAGUCGUUCAAGUCCAAUCCCGUCUUGACAGCCCUCGCCGAGGGCCGAGUCCCGGACGUCAAGCCCAACUAUGAGUACUUCUCCCAGCUCCUGGCCUUGCAGUCGGCCAUCUGCGUGCGGCCCAAGACGUGCGAGGUCUUCGUCUCGUCGUCGGACAUCAAGAUCCGCGACGACGUAGCCUACGACGCGCACGACACGCCGCUGGACCAGGCCUCUUUUCCGCACCUCAACAAGUACAGCAACUGCGACGACAGCCCCAACGUCCUCGGCAAGGACGUGCUGCUGCAUGAGUACACCCGGUCUCUGGACCGAACCACGUCUGCCUGCGUCAAGUCCAUCACUCGUCGCUGGCAAAAGGAUGCGCCGGCCAUGUAUGACACGCUGGAUCUCCCUCCCCGAGACGAGGACUGCCUCCUGAUGGAGAUGUGCGCGACGAUUGAGCUCCACGAGCACGCCAAGUUCCCGUCGGGCUCCGAGCUCACCGGCUUCGUCGAGGUGGCCGUUACCCAGCCGGCGCUUCAACAUCAUCGCUGGAAAUGCAUCACGCGCCUGACGCGGCCCGCAGAGCUCAGCAGCGACGAUGGCAAGCAAAGUGUCUACACCAACGACAGCGGCAUCCAUCGCCGCGGGUGCAAUGACUCGAAGAGCGACUGUGAUUGCCACACGCGCCCACGCAUGGACAUCCACGUGCCGUUUCCAGCCGUCGAGUGGGCCAGCAUCCUGAGCAUGGCCGUGCAGUACCCGGACGUGGAGCACCAGCGCGUCCGGGAGAAGCGCCGUCGGAAUGCCGACGGCGACAAGAAGGACCUGGAGCGGGCCGGCAGCAAGCGCAAGCGAUCGGAAGACGAGGGAGACGCCGCCUCUUGGUCGCGCCGCGAGCCGACGGGCAGCGACCUGAUCUGCAAGGUGGCCAUGUACCAGGAGCUCUGGUCGUGUGCGCCGGACUCGACGCAGUGGACGCGACAGGCCAUUGUCUUUUGGCGCUUCAACACGACGAACCAGUGGCACAAGUACAACCCGGUCUUCAAGCCGGCGGGGACGACGUGGCGCUGGCUGACCAUCAACGAUCCCAUGUCGCGAUACCACCAGCAAAAGGCACUGGUGUACCCUUCGGCGGGCGUUUCGAGGGACGCCGUCAUGUCGCCGACGCCCACCAUCAACCAGCACCUGACGGCGGCCAUGAACGAGACGUUUAGCUCGGCGUGGGACAGCCACAGCAACGUGCCCCAGGUGCCGCCGCUGCAGACGCCAGGCAACGGGCUCAGCUUGUUUGAGUCAUUCCCCAGCGGCCUGGCCACUCCGCCGCCGACGGCGACGCUGCCCGGGGCUUACUCGACGGCCAGCACCUUCGACACCAACAUGGGACCCGGUGGGGGAGUCAACUUCCUGCCGACGACGGGGGGCGGAUCGGCCAACGACCGGCAACCGACGUCGCUGGGCAACAGCCAGCAAUACUUUGACUCGCAGUCGGCGUUUGGCGACGUCAAGCCCAUCAACACGGCCGUCGGCCCAUACAUGUCGGCGGCCACGUCGUCGCUGGACAUGCCCAGCCAGCUGGUGUACGACAGCUCACCGUGCGACGCGGGCAACAUGCAGGGCUGGGACAUGUCGGCCCUGGACAGCUGGGCCGGGACCGCCACGGCGCCGACGAGCGCGACGUCGGAAUGGGGACCGCCCGGCAAGAUGGAGUCGCAAGGCGACCACCACGCAGCCAUGUGGGCGCAGCACCAGUGGCCACUGUCUGCGGGCGCGGCGCCGGGCUCGCACGAACGGGGCGGCAGCCCGCGGCCGAUGAAGCGGCGGAGAGAGACCAUUGACAGCCACGUGCCGGUCACGGCUGGGUGGUAA